AUCCCGCUUACUGCUAUUGGUAACUUUGUGUAUUUUGUAAACACAAAGGUUCUUUUUAUAAAUUUGACAUACAAUAAUUUUUUGUUUGCCGUUAAAGAGGUUUUCAAUUACAGAUUUUGUAUCAAAUACGACUGUAAUUUUAGGCAUACAUACAUACAAACGUGCAUAAUAGGCAACAACAAAUAAAUGGAAACGAUACAACUCACUUUUAAUAUGUGGAAAUUUGUGUGCGAGUUUUAUCGCCAAUUCCUGUAUUCCUCCUCUUCCUUCAGUUUUUCAGCUGCCUGGUUUCUAGUGCGUGUUGUUGUUUGUAGGUGUAGUUGUUUUUACUCUUUCGCAUGAUCGCUACGAACGCGCAAGCAUCUCCCCGUUUUUGAGUUGAUCGCUUUUUUCGUUCCGCCUUUUUUACUUCCAUUUAUUCCCGUGCAAGGUAAGUGCCGUUUAACGUACUUGGUAACUAACCAUCCAAAACCCUUAUACAUCCGCAAUUUCGUAUUGGAUAUUUUCUAAAUGAGCUCAGAUUCAAAAGAAUCUAAAGCAAUACAGUCACUAAAAGUUCCUAAAAUGAUUCCAGAAGAAAAGAGCCCUUGUAGACCUGCUGAUGCUACACGCUCAAAGCAAGGUGCUACAAAGCAAAAAAGGCUGAAAGAUAUUUCAUAUACUAAGUUUAUUGCUGAGAGUGUCAGUCUAAUUCGAUACUGCACUCGAUUUUCAACUUCACCGAUUCAAGAUAAUUCUGAAUCGGUAUUAGAAAUCAAGAAAGAAAAUCUGGGCAAUUUCUGGAUACGUCUCCAAGCUGUGUAUGACGCAAUAGUAGAAUCUGACGAAUCAGAUCUACCUGAAAAUUUCAAAUCUUCAGCAUACUCAAAAUAUGAAAACUGCUUAGACCAGUACGAGGAAACGAGAGCUAUGAUCUCCGAUCAAUUGAAACUAAUUAAAGCAAUUGAACCUACUCCACAAACGAGAGUAGAGCUGCCACAAGUUCAAAACCAAGAGGCGAGUUCAGGCAUCCACCUCAAGGUGCCCGCAUGGGACACUGAAAUUUUUCAUGGUGGUUAUGAACAAUGGCCGUCCUUCCGGGACAUGUUCACAGCCGUUUACAUAAACCACCCAAAAUUAUCUAAUGCACAAAAAUUGCAUCACCUCCGAUACAAAACAAAAGGUCAAGCAGGGGUAUUAGUCAAACAAUUCGCUCUUAAUGACGAAAAUUUCAAUUAUGCUUGGGAAGCUCUAAAAGCUCGUUACGAGAACGAAAGAAUAUUAGUCGACAAACAAGUCACGAUAUUAAUGAAUUUACCAAAAAUUCAGAAAGAAACAAGUGAAGAAUUUAUAAAACUUCAAUCCAUUGUUUCAAAUUGCUUGUCGGUUCUAGCGACAAAGAAUAUUCCCACAGACAAUUGGGACCCCAUUCUGGUAAAUAUAUGCACAUCUGCAUUACCAGAAAAAUCGUUACUUUUGUGGGAGCAGUCGCUCUCAUCACGAAGAAAGUGCCUAACCUGGCAACAAAUGAACGAUUUCUUAACUACCCAAUACGAAAUUGCGGAAAGGGUUGAUAAAAAAAUGGUCAGAACUAAAAACGUUCAACACGACCUAAAUCGAAGCUUCAUUAGACCCCAAGCAAGUAACAACAACAACUUAAAUCGUAGUUUCAAGCGUUCACAUCCGAACAAAAUAAACAAACGUCAUGCGAACUGUGUAAAGGAGGGCACAGGCUGAAAUCUUGCGAGAGAUUUAAAAAAAUGAAUAUUGUCGACCGCAACAAUUUCGUAAAAACUAAAAGACUGUGUACAAUAGGGUGGUUUUAGUGAAUAGAAGUGAAUUUUUUUUUCUGAAAUUUAUGUGUGCUCACUUCUAGGAAUGUGCCAUUUAGUGUAAAAAUACAAUUGUAAAAGUUUCAGCUUAAUCGAACUUUGGCUUCCCGUGCCGAAAGAGCCUUGAAGUUUGAUAAAAUGGCCGUUUUUCGCGGAAAAGCGUUAUGUUUCGAGUUUAACUUAUGACUGAUUCCACCUAUUACAAUAAAUUUAUUAUCAAAUGAAAGGUAAUUUUGUUGAAAUUAAAGUCUAUUAUAAUAGAUUUUCUUUAGAAAUGUAUGGUUUGGAAGAUAUUUAACAUUUAUUGGACCAAGUUCGUGUUAUGUGCCUUUUUGGUGGCACUCAUACAUGUAUUUUAAAUUAGAAUUUUAUAUAUUCAUGAAAGGUAUGAAGGCCGAAGACAGCCCUUCCUUACUUGUUUUUAAGUAUUUUUUGACAUUUUGGUGAGUUUGGCCUUGGCCUAAGAUAGUGACAUAAUUGGGCCGUCAAAUUUCUUAACUUUUCAUUCUAUGCAACUUUACUUUAGUAUAUCCUAUCUUCUUCUUCUUUACUGGCGUAGACACCGCUUACGCGAUUAUAGCCGAGUCAACAACAGCGCGCCAGUCGUUUCUUCUCUUCGCUACGUGGCGCCAAUUGGAUAUUCCAAGCGAAGCCAGGUCCUUCUCCACUUGGUCCUUCCAACGGAGUGGAGGUCUUCCUCUUCCUCUGCUUCCCGCGGCGGGUACUGCGUCGAAUACUUUCAGAGCUGGAGUGUUUCCAUCCAUCCGGACAACAUGACCUAGCCAGCGUAGCCGCUGUCUUUUAAUUCGCUGAACUAUGUCAAUGUCGUCGUAUAUCUCGUACAGCUCAUCGUUCCAUCGAAUGCGAUAUUCGCCGUGGCCAACGCGCAAAGGACCAUAAAUCUUUCGCAGAACUUUUCUCUCGAAAACUCGCAACGUCGACUCAUCGGUUGUUGUCAUCGUCCAAGCCUCUGCACCAUAUAGCAGGACGGGAAUUAUGAGCGACUUAUAGAGUUUGGUUUUUGUUCGUCGAGAGAGGACUUUACUUUUCAAUUGCCUACUCAGUCCGAAGUAGCACCUGUUGGCAAGAGUAAUCCUGCGUUGGAUUUCAAGGCUGACAUUGUUGGUGGUGUUAACGCUGGUUCCUAAAUAGACGAAAUUAUCUACAACUUCAAAGUUAUGACUGUCAACAGUGACG
Molecule: messenger RNA, 3008 nt
Organism: Bactrocera dorsalis (oriental fruit fly)
Lineage: Eukaryota; Metazoa; Arthropoda; Insecta; Diptera; Tephritidae
Exons: 2
Coding region: 511-1716 (401 amino acids)
Source: RefSeq, a predicted model, not a curated record